AUGCCUUGGGAUCAAGUCCCGCGUCAGUACAGGUCGAGUUCGAAGUAUGCGAUACACCUCGCGCCUAACCUAUAUUUCUUAUCUAGAAUCUUAUAUGAGUGCAGCUUCGCGGUGAAAUGAUGAUUAUCUCGAGGUUUGUGAUAAGAAAUGGAUCCGCUGUUUCUCAGGGGAGACAUAUCGUAAGGACAUUAUCCACCGAGAAGAAAUAUGUGGAGACGACCGACAGAAACGGGGUCAGAACUAUUCGUUUGAGCGACUCAUCUUCGCGCAACUCCUUAUCGUUGGAGAUGCUGAAAGUCCUGGUGCGAGAGAUCAAGAGGGAUGAGGACAACAAGGAUCUCCGGUCAAUCGUGCUAAUGUCCGAACCAGGGAAGGUGUUCUCCGCCGGGCACAAUUUGAAGGAACUGACGGCCGCGAACGCCAAGCUCCACAGGGACGUGUUCGAGGUCUGUUCGGAGCUGAUGCGGGCCAUCAGUCAAAGCCCGGUGCCGGUGAUUGCGGCGGUGGACGGUUUGGCAGCCGCAGCCGGCUGUCAAUUGGUCGCGGCCUGCGACAUCGCGGUGUGCACGGAAAGAAGUUCGUUCUCCACUCCGGGAGCGAAUCUCGGGAUAUUUUGCUCGACGCCAGGUAUACCACUGGUGCGCAAUGUGCCAAGGAAGAGCGCGAUGUACAUGCUUUUCACGGGAUUCUCCAUUUCCGGAAGAGAAGCUUACGAGUGCGGUCUCGUUAGCAAAGUCGUGGCGAACGAUAAGCUCGACGAAGAAGUUCGUCGAACUACAGACGCAAUCAACACAAAAAGCCGCUCGGUCAUGCAUAUCGGUAAAACAUUUCUGUACGAGCAAAUGACUUUUGAUAUAUCGAAAGCAUAUGCUCUGGGCACCGAGAAAAUGGUAAACAAUUUAAAAAUGAAAGACGCGCAGGAAGGAAUACAAAGUUUCUUGGAAAAGAGAAAGCCCAAUUGGUCCCAUAACUAUGAGAAUAAUUAAUUAUAUGUACGAAAUAUUUUUUAUACGUGAAGCUUUUUACAAUUAAUAUUUGUAAA
Messenger RNA from Vollenhovia emeryi, 1042 nucleotides. RefSeq names its product enoyl-CoA hydratase domain-containing protein 3, mitochondrial. The transcript has 6 exons. Lineage: Eukaryota; Metazoa; Arthropoda; Insecta; Hymenoptera; Formicidae. The coding region runs from base 117 to 986 and encodes 289 amino acids. Gene Ontology annotation, cellular component: mitochondrion. Gene Ontology annotation, molecular function: hydro-lyase activity. The record is from RefSeq and is a predicted model, not a curated record.